UCUUCUUCAAACAACAAUUUUGUUCAGUUAAACAAAUAUAUUUUUGACAUUUGAGUUUUCAUAAAAUCAAUGAUUUAGUUGUAAAUUUUGAUUUGUAACAAUUGAGUCCAAAAAAAUUCAAAAUUAUAGGUUGUAUUUGGUAAUUUUUUGUUUUGGUUUUUGAAAAUUAAGCAUAUUUCUUCCCCAUUUCUUAUAAUAUUUGCAUUUUUGUUAGGUACAGUAGUUAAAUUUUUAGUCAAAUGUCAAAACAAAAGUUACUUUUUUUAGUUUUUAAAAUUUGACUUGGAUUUUUAAAUAAUUGGUAAAAAACGUAGAUAAUAAAGGAAUAAAUUCGGAGGUGAAAGCAAUAUCUAUAGACUUAAAUUUCAAAAACACAAACAAAAAAACAAAAUUGUUACAAAACGGGAGAUUAAUAAUUGUUACAAAACGAGAGAUUAAUAAUUUAGUUAUAAUACAAGAACUAAAUAAAUAAUUAUUAAAGUAGAUGAAAUAAGAUGUUAUAAAUAUAAAAAUAUAUAGAUUUAGUUGUUACAUGUUAAAGUUUGCGGGAGAAAAUGGUUACUAAGCUCAAGGAAAAUCAUUACUCUAAAAAGUUUAAUCUAAAUUGGUUUAAAACAGUAAUGAUAAUAAUUGAAGUUUCAUUUAAUCGUUAUUUAAUUUUGACUUAAAAGUUUUUAAAAUUAAAUUUAAAAUACUACCACCACAUUUUAUUUAAGAAUUUAAAUAUUAGGUCCAAUGGAUGGAUGAGAGGUGGACGUAGUGGAACGAAAUUUUGCAUACUUUUGAAAUUUGAGAUCUUGUUAACAUUUUAUUUAUAUGAUAUUCGUGUGAAAUUACUAAAAUAGGCUUUCUGUUGUCGUUCUCCAAGCUCUCUAUUUCUCGUGUCUCACUCUCUCGAUGGGCGAUGCCUAACUUCGAUCUCCCCUCAUUUUUACAAUAUUUUGAUGGCAACACCUUUGCAAUGUUCUGAUGGGUGACAACAAAUGGAGAAAGAGAAAAAAAGAAUGAUGGAAGAGAAAUCGAGAAAAGGAGUAAGAAGAAGAGUGAAAAAGAAAAUUAAGAGUAAUUUUGUAAGGUAAAAACUGAUUUUUAAAAUUAGGUCUAUUAUACAAUUAUAUUUUAAAAUAUUCCAAUAGAUAGCACAUUUCAAUCAACACGAAAACACUCUGGAAUAUAUUUAAUAUACAUAUCUGAGGCGGGAAUUUGUGAAUCGCUCACCGCCGUGCAAGCCAUCGCUUCAUCUGAAACUCGAGCAAUUUCUUCGUCGGCGAUGAUUAUUAAAGCUUCACAGACGCGUACUAUUCGUCCUCUGUUUUUCUGCAACCAAUUUCUGACUUUAUCGUGCCGUCGGUUCAUCUCGGGCGAAGACUUCUGACCAUAGAGAUCGAAAUUUCUAGGGUUUGGAUAGCCUUAUGCUACAAAUGACGAAACCUUCAUUUAAUUAUGGCCUCAGUUUUGACUGUUCAAAUAGAGUUUAUGAAGAGUCAAAGAGUCAAGUCUAUGUAAUGGCUGGUCAAUUGGGCGUAAAUUGGAUCUCUCCAAUUCAUCGACCCGUAUUUUCCCCAUAGACUGCGUUGUAAAUUUCUGGAGGAUGCCCCCACCUUGAUUUUUAUUCUAUUCCCGUUCAGUUUCUUCGAGAUUUCCGUACCUGACUGGAAACCCUAGAAAUCAUAAACAACUCGGAGAGGUAGAUUUGAGGUAGAUUUGGGGAUCGAGGUAGAUUUAUGAAUACCGAAUUCCAUAUGGGGUUAUUCUGUUUCGUUUUGUCAUUUCUUCUCGCUCAGCUAGUUGAACUUUCGUUGGCUAUGAAUGAUAGCAGUUACGUUCAUCCAUUUUGCCCGUCCUUCGAAUGUGGAAAUCUGGGCCUCAUAAGAUUCCCCUUUAACAACAUGUCGCUCACUGGUUGCGGAUUAUACACUGUUAACUGCUCAGGACAGCCAAAAAUCCAGCUGAGACGUGAAGAAGAACUAUGGUUUGAUGUUGUUGCCAUAUCUCAAGCUAAUGUCAUCCAUAUCAAUGAUUCAGAACUAAAGAAGCGAAUAAAUUCUCGCAAUUGUUCUAUUAUAGACGAUCUGGCUCUUCCAGCCUCUCCUUCGUCUUCUUUAUCCACAGAUAAUAAUCUUACUUUGUAUAAUUGCACAGAUAAACCUAAAGAUGCUAUUCCUCUUUUCAUAAGUUCAUUUAGUUGCUCUGGUUAUUACACAUACCUCGACCCAAAUAUUCCACCACCCAAGUGUCCCUCUUCCCAGUCUAAAAUUUUUGUUCCAGUUCGCCCGGUUGGUGCUAAUAACUCAGCUGUUGAGUUUACUUCUGAUUUCCAACUUCAAGUGACCGUAUCCACUCCUUGUCAUCAAUGUUUUUAUAGAGGAGGCCAAUGCUCGGAUUCCCAGGGAUACUUCGUUUGUAAAGAUGGAAACACAAAAACAAGAAAAGAUAAGCACAGGAAUUUGUGGAUAGCACUAGGUGUUGCAUUCUCAGUUGUAAUUCUGCUUUUGUUGUUAUUUGCUCUUUGGUACCGUAGAAGAAGGCAUGCUGCUCCAAAUAUCCUAACAAGGAAUAUAUCUUGUGAACCCUACUCAAAAUUCGACUUGGAUGAUGGUGGUGGUGUGUGCUUUGAAGUCCCUGUUUUCUCAUAUGUCGAACUCGAAGCGGCAACUAACAAGUUUGAUCGUGAUAAAGAACUUGGAGAUGGUGGUUUUGGAACCGUGUAUCACGGCAAACUCCACGAUGGCCGGGAAGUUGCUGUGAAACGCCUUUAUCAACAUAACUAUAGACGAGUAGAGCAAUUCAUGAAUGAGGUUAAAAUUCUCACCCGCCUUCGCCAUAAAAAUCUUGUCUCCCUUUAUGGAUGUACUUCAAGACGCAGUCGUGAACUUCUCCUUGUUUAUGAAUUUGUCCCAAAUGGUACUGUUGCUGAUCAUCUCCAUGGAGAACAAGCAAGUCCUAGCUUGCUCACGUGGCCUAUACGGAUGAACAUUGCCAUUGAAACAGCAAGUGCUUUAGUUUAUCUCCAUGCUUCGGAUAUCAUUCAUCGUGAUGUGAAGACUACUAACAUUCUCUUAGACAACAAUUUUUCUGUCAAAGUUGCUGAUUUUGGGAUCUCUAGAUUAUUCCCAAACCAUGUUAGUCAUGUCUCAACUGCUCCUCAAGGGACCCCUGGUUAUGUGGAUCCCGAGUAUUACCAGUGUUAUCAGCUUACGACCAAGAGUGAUGUUUAUAGUUUUGGUGUCGUAUUAAUCGAGCUUAUAUCGUCAAUGCCAGCUGUUGAUAUAACAAGGCAUCGGCAUGAGAUUAACUUGUCUAACUUAGCUGUGAACAAAAUUCUAAGACAGGAAAUUGAUGAGCUGAUCGAUCCUUGCCUCGGGUAUCAAUCGGAUGAAAAUGUUCGGCGGAUGAUAAUGGCCAUGGCUUGGCUAGCUUUUCUUUGUCUGCAGCAAGACAAGGAAAGAAGACCUACAAUGGAAGAAGCGCUGGAAACUUUGAAGAGGAUUGAGAGUGGGGAAGAAAGUGAGAAUUUGCAGGAUAAUAGUGCACUGUUGAAAAGCUUUGAUCCAUCUCCUUCUCCAGAGUAUGAUGAGAUUGAGUUGUUGAAAAACAAGAGGCAGCAGUUGUCCCCUACUUCUGUUGCUGAUAAAUGGAUCAGCUCAACUUCAUUUGUUAGUGCUUCAACUUCAAUAUCAUCCAUCUCCUAAUUCUUUUUUUCUUUUCUUUUUUGUUUUAAUGAUAGAAGUUCAGAAUCAGAUUAUGAGAGUUUAGGAAAGAAAUAAAUCACUUGGCUUCUUUUAAAAUACAUAUAUAUAUAAAUAAAUGUUAUAUGUCUGAAUGAUUUUUUUUUUUUUUUUGUAAUUACAUACAGGAUAGGGAAUGUAAACAUGAAUGGUUGAAAGUUACUCAGCUCUAGAAAGAGAAACAUUUUUAUACUUUUUUUUUCUUUGGGCUUUUACUUUUUUGGGCCUGGUAGCCCAAUGAUAAGAAUGAAGCAUUGACCACAACUUUGUGUUCAGUGGAUGCAAAA
Molecule: messenger RNA, 4015 nt
Organism: Benincasa hispida (wax gourd)
Lineage: Eukaryota; Viridiplantae; Streptophyta; Magnoliopsida; Cucurbitales; Cucurbitaceae
Product: Protein kinase superfamily protein
Biological process (GO): protein phosphorylation
Molecular function (GO): protein kinase activity; ATP binding; polysaccharide binding
Source: RefSeq, a predicted model, not a curated record